Messenger RNA from Erythranthe guttata (spotted monkey flower), 2034 nucleotides. RefSeq names its product Pentatricopeptide repeat (PPR-like) superfamily protein (gene AHG11). Gene Ontology annotation, molecular function: protein binding; RNA binding. Lineage: Eukaryota; Viridiplantae; Streptophyta; Magnoliopsida; Lamiales; Phrymaceae. The record is from RefSeq and is a predicted model, not a curated record. Gene Ontology annotation, biological process: RNA modification.
AGGAAUAUUCCAUUGGAAACUAUUUUGUUGAUUCUACGUACAAACAUGGCUUUCAGUUGAUUUGCCUUCUUCCCGCCCUUCUUCCAGACAAAAGAUUUUGGUUAUCAUAGGACGAAAAAAAAUUCAAAUGUAUUGAUCAAUCAAUAAUUCAACCAUGACUGAUAAAGGAUCAGACUUUUCAUGGCUAUGGAGUCCUAGAGAGAGAAAGUGUUUAUCUCUCCUCCAAAUGAAAACCCACAGCAGAGCCACUCUGUUGCAGAUCCACGCAUUCAUGCUCCGUAGCGCCCUCGAAACCAAUCUCAAUCUCGUAACUAAGCUCAUCACACAUUCCAGCGCACGCCACGCGCGCAAGGUGUUCGAUCAAAUGCCGCAGAGAUCCGAUACUUUCCUGUGCAACACCAUGAUGAAGUCCCACCUCUCUUCCGGCCAGUUCGCCGAAGCCGUUAACCUGUACGCCUGCUUGCGGAGGAAAGAAGGCUUUGUCCCGGACAAUUACACCUUUUCCACUCUGACAAAGUGCUGCGGCUUGCGUUUUUCGAGGUGGGAAGGAAUGGCGGUGCACGCGCAUGUAGUUAAGUACGGUUUCAGUUCCAAUUUGUACGUGGCGACUGCACUGGUGGACAUGUAUGGGAAGCUGGGCCAAAUGGGUUUCGCUCGAAAACUGUUCGAUGAAAUGCUCGAGAGGAGUCCGGUGUCAUGGACCGCUCUCAUGACUGGUUAUAUCAGGAGUGGAGAUAUGGAUGAUGCCGAAUCACUCUUUCAAACAAUACCCUGUAACGAGAGGGAUACAGCUUCGUUUAAUGUGAUGAUCGAUGGAUAUGUGAAGUUAGGCAAGAUGGGGCCCGCUAAGACGAUCUUCGAUGCCACACCGGAGAAAAAUGUGGUGUCUUGGACGACUAUGAUCGACGGGUACUGCAACAAUGGCGAUGUAGAACAAGCUCGCCUGUUGUUCGAUAAAAUGCCCAACAGAAAUUUGUACACAUGGAAUGCAAUGAUUGGCGGAUGCUGUCAGAACAAGCAAUCCCACAAGGCGUUAGCGCUGUUUCAAGAAUUGCUUGCCGAAGAAAUGUUCGAGCCGGAUGAUGUCACUGUUGUUAGUGUUCUUCCAGCUAUUGCUGAUUUGGGGGCACUCGAUAUCGGAAAUUGGGUGUACGAAUUUGCGAAGAGGAAAAAGUUCGACAAAUCCGCAAACGUCUCCACAGCACUGGUCGACAUGUACGCUAAAUGUGGGGAAAUCGAGAAAUCAAGAACCGUUUUCGAUAAUGUUAGGCAAAUCGACACGUGUACAUGGAAUGCGUUGAUUAACGGAUUAGCACUAAACGGGCGUGCUAACGAGGCGUUAGACGUGUUCACGGAGAUGAAGAAAAAAGGGUUUAAUCCCAACCAUAUUACGAUGCUCGGCGUUUUAUCAGCUUGUAACCAUAGCGGUUUAGUGGAGGAAGGCAAAAAAUGGUUCGAUAAAAUGCCGGAAUAUAAUCUAACUCCGAAAAUCGAGCACUACGGUUGUCUAGUGGAUCUUUUGGGUAGGGCGGGGCGCGUGGUGGAAGCGGAAUCUUUGAUCAAGAAUAUGCCGUACGAAGCGAAUGGAAUAAUAUUGAGUUCUUUGCUAUUCGCUUGUGGAUAUGCAAAGGAUGUAAUUAGGGCGGAGAAAUUUGUGGAGAAGGCGAUUGAUUUGGAUCCGUUUAACGAUGGUAAUUAUAUAGUGUUGAGGAAUUUGUACGCGGGCGAGAAAAGAUGGCGAGAUGUCGAGGAAAUUAAAAAGUUGAUGGCGAGUAAAGGGGCUAAGAAAGAAGCUGGAUGUAGUGCUAUCGAGAUCAAUAGUGAGGUUUUCGAGUUUGUUGCGGGGAAUAAUAAAAUGAACCGUACCCGUUUGGUGGAGACUCGUUCGGUGUUGGAUCAACUGCGAUUGCAUAUGAAGGUGUGGGACCCACUUUUGGCGGUAUAGUUUACACGCAUCCACGUGUAUGUGUGUGUGAAUCAAAGGCGGGAAACUACUCGGUGUAUGCUAUUAUUUCUGAAAAAUGCCGAUUUUAC